AGUCUUGUAUCUCUGUGUAACUGAGCCACUGGAGGGAUCCACACUGCUCCUGCCCAAAAAGAAAACCAUGACUACUGCUAAAACAUUAUUCUCGCCAAAAUGUAUUAUCUUCUGACUGAAUCUACCUCUCAAACUUUGAAGAAAUAGCGCUGAGGUUGUUUUGAAACUUAAGGAGGCUGUAGAAGGACGCACAGAGGAAUGUUCAGGAGGGACAACGACCGGGGAUACCAAGAGUUUAAUGACGAGGACGUUGAGGAAAGCUUGCAGCCUCCAGGCCUGUAUGAAGACACCAAGGAGGACAUCAGUGACUUGGAGCCAAACCAAGACAAUGGCAGUGUCCCACAGGGAAAGGAGGAGGAGAUUGUGAAAAAUCCACCGAGGAAAUUCAGCAAAAGUUGUGUCAAAAAUGUAUUCACAGUGGUGCUUAUACUGAUCUAUGUGCUCCUGACCACCAUAGCUGUAUUUCUGGCCUAUCAAACCAUCAACGACUUUAUGGAGAAAAUGAAUAACCCAGUGAUGUCGGUCACAUACAAAGAAGUGGAGUCAUUUUCACCUCCAGGUAUUGCCUUGUUCCCUGGUAAUGCCCGGCUAUUAAGCUGCAAACAUUACUACCGCGACUUCCUCCCUCCGAUAGUGAACCCGGGGCAACCACAAGAGAGCGACUGUGAGAUGCAAGAAGUCUUUUACAAUGGUCCUUUUCGAAAUCAAUCUAAGAGGAAAACGUUGGUGGUCCGUGGUCCAUCUGAUGUCAGGAAUAAGGAGCUAAUCUUUAUGCAGUUCAGUCAAAAUGAAACACUCCAAGACUUCAGCGCCAUCUCCUACAUGCUCUUUGCUAAAUACAGCGACUUGAUCAAUAGUGCUAAUCAUUCAGAGUUCAUGAGGGAUUGUGAGAGGAACUGCUCCAUGUGGACCUUUUCUGGAGGUUUCAGGACCAGGGUGAAGAUGUCGUUAGUUCGGACAUACGGGAAAACCAACCACGGCACUGAAUUUCGACAAGAGUCUGCUGUGGUGAAGUUUAACGACAAACGGCCAGAACAGAACAGAACUGAUGAACUUUUCUUUGCUGCUUUUGAAUGGAGGGAUCCCUAUAUUCAAGAAAUCAAACUGAUUGUGACUGCUAACCCCUGGAACUCCCUGGUCAUCCUCUGUGGAGUGUUCAUGGCUCUGUUUAAAGCUACUAAUUUUGCCAAACUCACAGUACAAUGGAUGAUCAGGAUGAGGAAGAGGCAUCUAAGGAACAAAGCACGAGAACGCAAUCACAUCAACUAAAGUCUACUGAAAUAAUGACUUUGAUUCAACUCUUUGUAGGUCACUUCAUUUUGUAUAAUAGUUCCAGUUUGAUUUGCUUUAUCUUUGUACCCAAACUACUGCUAAUCUUAGCUCUUAAGGUCAGUAAUUUCUUGAAAUAUUUCAAAAUACAUUUCCAAAUUUGGGCAUUGGAAAGAUUGCUGUGCCUGGACUCUUUCUAAUGUGACACUAAUCCUGAACUGUAUUACCGUGUAAAUUCAUUACAAUUAAGUCAAGGGAAUAUACAUUUUUUCUAUUUGUGUUCUCAGAGCAACAGGGGCAGAGCUACUAAACAUUUGACUAAAAAGGGAAAAUUACACUAUGCUUUAACAAAUGUGACUGGAAUAAUGCACAAUUUUCAGUUU
Periophthalmus magnuspinnatus is the source of this 1652-nucleotide messenger RNA. RefSeq names its product proton activated chloride channel 1 (gene pacc1). The record is from RefSeq and is a predicted model, not a curated record. Lineage: Eukaryota; Metazoa; Chordata; Actinopteri; Gobiiformes; Gobiidae. The transcript has 8 exons. Bases 199 to 1269 code for a protein of 356 amino acids.